CGCACCCCCACCCCCCCGCCGCAAGGGGAGGGAGGAAAAAAGAAACUGUCACCGUGGGAUUUCAUCAGCUCCUUCUGCCUCCCUGCAUUUACCUAUUUUUCUUUCCUUCGAUUAUGUAAGAGGAGCGGUGUAGAGAGGAGCGAUGAGUAGGGGUGGCCGAUGGGCUUCCUGGGGAAUUACCGGGUUUUUUGUCCCCAGCUGGUCCGCCGAGUUAGCGCUGGGAAAGGAGAGAAAACUGUGGUUUUUGGGUUUUACGUGUCUUUACGUUGCUUGUAUUGCUCCAAAUGGUGCAGCACAAUGCAGGCGAGGGAGGCAGGGAGCGGAAACAGAGUGAGAUUACACCAAGUGUUUUAUUUCCGUCUGAGAGAAAAAUCAAGAGAAAAUUAGAAUAUGAAACAGGAGCCAAAAUGACAUCCCGAUUUGGAAAGACCUACAGCCGGAAAGGGGGAAAUGGCAGUUCCAAGUUUGAUGAAGUGUUUUCCAACAAACGGACCACCCUUAGUACAAAAUGGGGAGAAACCACCUUCAUGGCCAAAUUAGGACAGAAGAGGCCCGGUGUCAAACCAGAUAUUUCUGAAGUUCCUAAGAAACCCAAAGUUGAAGAUGAGGUAACAGAGGAUCCAUUUGGAUUUGACAGUGAUGAAGAAUCUCUUCCUGUGUCUUCAAAGAAUGUGUCACAGGCUAAAAGUUCCUCUCAGCUGGAACCUGGUGAAGCUGCUCAGUCUGAGGACUUCACUCCUCUACUUGAAGCAAACAGCAGAAUUAAUCAGCCAGACGGUGGAGAAAACGUUGCCUCCAGCAAGUGCAUACCUCUUGACAAUACUGUUCCUCUCUUGAAAGAAAAGAGCACAAGCAAAAGUGUGGAAGAUGGAGAAUGCAAGGGCAGCAGUGCUAAAGUUGUAACUGCAGAUAAAAUCCAGAACUUGAAAGAAGAUAAUGGGAACAGUCAUUUCAUCUAUGACAAUGCUGGAGACAGUAAUAAAACCAAUGCUGAAACCACAGACACUUCUGGAUGCAACACUGAAGCCAAGGACUUGCCUGAUUCUUGGGACUCCCAUGUGGGAAAAACAGCAGAUUCUCUAUCAGAAACAUCUCAGACCAAGGGGCCACUAAGAACUCACUUGUAUGAAUGGGAGGAUGAAACUGAAGACACCAGAACUGGAGAGUAUAUAUUAGCUUUUGACAAUGAACAUCUCUCAGAGGUGAAGAGCAAGGAUGAGGAGUGUGAUAAAGAAGAUAGUGAAAAUCCAAAGGAAGCCAUUAGUGAAGAACUUGUGCAAACUAUUCCUAGGCCAAGCAACUGUAGGACAUAUUGUCGAUCCAACAAAGCAAAACUGCAGGGGGCAACGAAUUUUGACAAGCUGAUGGAUGGCACUAGUCAGUCUUUAUCCAAAGCAAACAAUGAGUCAAAUAAUGACAGUCUGAAUGCAGGAAAAAAAGUUUCUUUAAGUAGUGGGACCAGUUUUAGAGGGACGGUGGGACGGACUAGAGACUACACUGUUCUGCACCCAUCUUGCUUGUCAGUUUGCAAUGUCACCAUCCAGGACACCAUGGAGCGCAUGGAUGAAUUCACCUCGGCAGCCCCCACCGACCUGGGCGAAGCUGGGCGCUUAAGGAAAAAGGCAGACAUGGCCACCACAAAAACUACAACCAGGUUCCGACCAAGCAAUACCAAAUCCAAGAAGGAUGUCAAAUUAGAGUUUUUUGGGUUUGAUGAUCAAGACGAGGGAGGGGGAGAUGAAGGCGCCUCUAGAAGUUCUGGGAGUUCCAAUUACAAAAUCAAGUACUUUGGGUUUGAUGACUUAAGUGAAAGCGAGGACGAAGAUGAAGAGUGGCAGGUAGCAGAAAGGAAGGCAAACAAAAAGCGAAGUAGAACUGUACCAUCUGCUUCACUACAGUCAACCUCUGAUGGCAAUGAAAACUGUUCCCAGGAUAGCCAGCUCAGCACUAAUGCAGAUCUGGAGUUUUCAGAGGAUGCAUCUGGUGUCCUUGAAGGCAAUAAGAAAUCUACAAAUAAACAAGGUGAUAAAUCCAAGGAAAACACCAGGAAGAUUUUUAGUGGGCCAAAGCGGUCUCCCACAAAAGCAGUGUAUAAUGCUAGACACUGGAACCAGCCAGAAUCAGAGGCUCUGCCAGCACCACCAGCUUUGAAAACUCCCAGUGUCCCAGUAAGGCUAUCUUCAAAGGAGGCAAUUCAUAAAGAUGAUGGAGUUUUUAAGGCUCCUGCACCACCUCCCAAAGUGAUAAAAACUGUGACAAUACCUACUCAGCCCUAUCAAGAGAUAGUAACUGCAUUGAAAUGUAGGAAAGAAGACAAAGAAUUAUACACUGUUGUUCAGCAUGUAAAGCACUUCAAUGAUGUAGUGGAAUUUGGUGAAAAUCAAGAGUUCACAGAUGAUAUUGAGUACUUGCUAAGUGGAUUGAAGAGCAAUCAGCCCCUAAACACACGUUGCCUUAGUGUAAUCAGCUUGGCGACCAAGUGUGCCAUGCCCAGCUUCCGGAUGCACCUGCGAGCACACGGGAUGGUAGCCAUGGUUUUCAAAACACUGGAUGAUUCCCAGCACCACCAGAAUUUGUCCCUUUGUACAGCAGCUCUAAUGUACAUCCUUAGUAGAGAUCGCUUGAACAUGGAUUUGGACAGAGCUAGUCUAGAUCUGAUGAUACGGCUUCUAGAAUUGGAACAAGAUGCUUCCUCUGCCAAGCUGCUGAAUGAAAAAGACAUGAAUAAAAUAAAGGAAAAAAUCCGGAGACUAUGUGAGACUGUUCACAACAAACAUCUUGAUCUCGAAAACAUCACGACUGGGCAUUUGGCAAUGGAGACAUUACUGUCUCUCACCUCAAAGCGAGCUGGGGACUGGUUUAAAGAAGAAUUGCGACUUCUUGGUGGUCUGGAUCAUAUUGUAGAUAAAGUUAAAGAAUGUGUGGAUCACCUAAGCAGUGAUGAAAAUGAAGAGAAGUUGGUUGCUUCGUUAUGGGGUGCAGAGAGAUGUUUACGGGUCUUGGAGAGUGUAACUGUGCAUAAUCCAGAAAAUCAGAGCUAUCUUAUAGCAUACAAAGACUCUCAGCUCAUAGUCUCCUCAGCUAAAGCACUGCAGCAUUGUGAGGAGUUAAUCCAGCGAUAUAAUCGUGCUGAAGACAGUAUCUGUUUACCAGACAAUAAGUCUGUGCCUCACCAGAAUGUAACUAACCACGUGGGUAAAGCCGUGGAAGACUGUAUGAGGGCCAUCAUUGGGGUCUUGCUCAACCUGACAAAUGAUAAUGAAUGGGGUAGUACAAAAACAGGUGAACAAGAUGGUCUGAUAGGCACAGCGAUGAAUUGUGUGCUUCAGGUUCCAAAGUUCCUACCUCAAGAACAGAGAUUUGAUAUCCGUGUGCUAGGAUUGGGUCUGUUGAUCAAUCUGGUGGAAUACAGUGCCCGGAACAGGCACUGCCUUGUCAAUAUGGAAACAUCGUGUUCUUUCGACUCCCUGUGUACAGGCGAAGGAGACGAAAGCCUGAAGAUAACUGGACAGAUUGAUGCUGUUCAGGCUUUAGUGCAGCUGUUCCUGGAGUGUGAGCGAGCAGCACAGCUGGCUGAGAGCCAGACGGACGAGCUGAUUAAAGAAGCUCCCACAGCUCAGCAUGAUAAGAGUGGGGAAUGGCAGGAGACAAGUGGGGAGAUCCAGUGGGUCUCCACAGAGAAGUCAGAUAGCACUGAAGAGAAGGAUAAGAAGGAAGAAGAUGAUGAAGAACUUGAUCUUAAUAAAGCUCUUCAGCAUGCUGGGAAGCACAUGGAAGACUGCAUUGUGGCCUCAUACACAGCAUUGCUUCUAGGCUGUCUCUGCCAGGAGAGUCCAAUCAAUGUGACUACUGUGAGGGAGUACUUACCUGAAGGGGACUUCUCGAUAAUGACUGAAAUGCUCAAAAAAUUUCUCAGUUUUAUGAACCUUACUUGUGCUGUUGGAACAACAGGCCAGAAAUCUAUCUCUAGGGUGAUUGAAUACUUGGAACACUGCUAGAUACUUAACUUCCGCUGCAGGCACUCUAAUGCUGGAGCUACCCUUAGACAAAAGAAAUCGCCAUGAAAGAAGUCCUUGAAGGAUAUACCAAGAGCAUUCAUCUGUGUCAUUCGUGUUCGGAUUUUUAAGGCUACCUGGUCUCUUAACCAUGCAUUCAGCAUUUUCUGAAAGACAGUUACUACAUCAAUCUGCAACUAUCAAAAAUGAGGGGAAAAAGGUUCUGAGGAAAGUAAAUAAAGAAACCUUGCUGUUUGUGAUGCAGUGCAGUAUUUAAAUAUUUUUGGCAGGGUUUACCCUCCCUAUCUUUUUUCUUGCUUUGUUCGUGACAAGUUUCAAGAGAAAAAACUUGCUGCUGAUAGUGCAACUGCUGUUUACUGUUGAGCCACUGUUUCAUGCCAGCCAGGUGCAAAGGCAGCUUAGCUACUGAGGUAUCAAACAAAUGUUCUAAUAAAGAAGUUCUGGACAGCAGCGCCGCUCCUAUUUGAGUUUAAUUUGCUCCUGCUUUUUUUAUUACUAGAUUAUUCCAAAAUCAUAAAUUAUAAAUUUUUAAAUACUUUUGUGAUUUUAACUACUGUCUAUAUUUAAAAUUUGUUGGAAUCCAAAGAGGCGAGGAUUGGAUAGUUUAUUUUUUAUACUGUUUUGAUUGAAAUUUGGUCAUUGAACUAUGUCUCAGUUCUAAAACUCCCAUGGCCCACAAACUGUAACCUGCUAGACCAUAACGCUUUGUAGUUCCAAGAGCAUGCAGACCCAUAAACACACAAAGCCAUUGAGGGUAUGUUAUCCACUAAAGGAAUAGUGACUGUAAAAAGUUGUGCCCUGUUUAAAAUGCAAGUCAAAUAAAGAAAAAUAAAAAACCCAAACCAUUUCAAAAACACUCACUCGCAGGGUAGUUUACACUUCCAAUAAGCAAAAACUUUGAAAUGCUGUUUUAAUUUGUUUCAAGGAAGAACUCAAGGUGUGUUUUAUAAUGUUGAAUACAAUUAAUUUGGAUGCUUUAGGGGGAAUAAUUUUAAAAAAGCUAAAACACCAAUGGGGAUUCAUGUUUCCAGCUGACAUAAUCUUUCUAUUUCAUCCUUCUGUAGUAUGACAGAGUUGAAAUGCAUACAACACAAAGCCUUAAAUUGCUGAUAUAGUUAAGAUUUUGUUCAGUCUGAGGUCUAGUUCACAGCAAAGCAUUGUGUUUGAGGACUUAAGUGGAACAAAGAAUCCCAGAAAAUACAUGACUUUUUAAACAAUUUUUUUCUUGCACUCACUAUUCAGACCAACAGAAUUGAUUAUUAAGUAUUUUUAUUAAGGUGGUCUUGAAUAUUUGCAGACUGUUCUGCGAUCUGCUUCGUUGACAUUUUUAAAUACCUGUAUAGGUAGUUACAUCAUGUUACUCCAUUGAAUUUGUAAAACUUGAAGCCAUAAAAAUAUUAGUUCUAUGUAUAAUGAGGGGGAAAUAACAGGAAAUCUAACCUGCUUUUAGAUCUUGUGUUAUCUCCGUGUAUAAAGUUAAGAACUUGUGCUUUUGUAUCAGUGCCAGCUGUAAAUUUUUUACAUACAGUGGCUGCCUUCUAUGUCUUCCUAUUUUUGAUAAUGCAGAUUGUUGGGAAUUCUGUAAGGAAGUAACUGAUUAACGGCAAAAAUCUUAUGUUGGUCAUAUUUUUUUUUGCAUUUUCUCUCAUCACCUUCUAAAACUUAGUGUAUCAGUGUAACUUAGAAAAGUUUUUGAGGUUGUAUUCCCCUUCUUCAAAAAAAACCAAACCAAUAUUGAGAGAGAGGGAAAAGGUGUAUGUAAAUGAUCUGCAUGAGGAAAAAAUUAUUAAAUCUUUGGCCUAUCUAGUUUUCGAAUUUUAGAGAUUUUCACAUGUAUAAUGAGAUUUCACAUUGAUUAUGUAGUUUCAUGUGGAGAGAUGGCAAGAGAAAAGAAUAUGCAAAUGUGGUGAUAGGGGAAAGCAGGGACAACUACCUUUCUUUGUUACACUGGUAAUUGUUUGGGAAUUGAUUUACCUCAGUGUUUAACAGUUUUUUUUUUUUAAUGUAACUAAUUGUCAAGCACUGACAAAUGCAGAUUUUUUUUUUUUUUUGAGGGUGGGGGGAGAAAUCACCCUGUGAACUGCAGUGCAUUUUUGUGUGUUAGACCCUCAAAUAACUCUGCAUUAAAGGGUACUUGAGGUCAACUUGCAAAUUAAAGUUUUAAAGUAACAUUUUUUUCCAUUGUAAAUAUUUGUGUAAAUACUCUCAAUUGGAAAUUAGAACAGUAGAGUACUUUUCUGAAUCCAAUCCUAUUUUUAUUUUAUACAGUAUUUCUCAGCUGUGAUCUUUGGAGCAAAAGCCAACGGCAGGAAAAAUAGUUUGUACCAGUUUCAUGAAGUAUGUCUUUGGGUUUUUGUAAAUAAUUUUAACUCAAAUAAAAUUGCUACUUUCAAUACA
Molecule: messenger RNA, 6413 nt
Organism: Lonchura striata (white-rumped munia)
Lineage: Eukaryota; Metazoa; Chordata; Aves; Passeriformes; Estrildidae
Gene: WAPL
Product: WAPL cohesin release factor
Source: RefSeq, a predicted model, not a curated record